UCAUGAUCGAUAUGUAAUUCGUGGUGUUGAAUGUUUAUGAACAAACUAUGGUAUAUAAAGGAAAGCAGCUUGGUAGUAAGUACAGAGUUCCAGUAUUGUGAUAUAUUCAGUGUAGUCCUCCUGUCAUACUUAGUAUAGAAAAUGUGGUCUACUGGUUUUAUUCUUUUGUGCUGUGCAUUAGUAUUAGUACAGGCGGCUGGAAAUUACAAGAGGAAAAAUGGAUAUAAUGGUUAUGUAGGAGGUUACAAUGGAUAUCAAGGGGGAAACGGUAACAAUGGUGGUGCUGGAUACACUGGCGGUAAUGGCUAUAAUGGCGGUGCAGGAUACAGAGGCGGAGCUGGAUACACAGGUGGGGCUGGUGGAUAUACAGGUGGAGCCGGUGGAUACACAGGUGGUGCCGGUGGAUAUACAAGUGGGACCGGUGGAUAUACAGGUGGAGCCGGUGGAUACACAGGUGGUGCCGGUGGAUACACAGGUGGAGCUGGUGGAUACACUGGAGGUCCUAGAGGAUACACUGGUGGUGCUGGUGGAUACACCGGAGGAGCUGGUGGAUACACAGGUGGAGCUGGUGGAUACACUGGUGGUGCUGGUGGAUACACCGGAGGAGCUGGUGGAUACACAGGUGGUGCUGGUGGAUACACUGGAGGAGCUGGUGGAUACACAGGUGGAGCUGGUGGAUACACUGGUGGUGCUGGUGGAUACACAGGUGGAGCUGGUGGAUACACAGGUGGAGCUGGUGGAUACACAGGUGGAGCUGGUGGAUACACCGGUGGUGCUGGUGGAUACACUGGUGGCGCAGGAUACCAAGGUGCUGGUGGAUAUACUGGUGGUAAUAGAGGAUAUACUGGCGGUAAUGGUGGAUAUACCGGUGGUUAUGCUGGAGAUGCUGAUAACGAAAAUGAAGGUACUGGAUACAAUGGUAGCGGAUACAACGGGAAAGGAGGAAACACAUAUGGGAAAAAACCAUACGCCAAACCCCAAAAACAAUACGGCAAACAACCAAAAGGAGGCUAUUAAGGAACCUGUCAACAAGAUGCAACCAGAUUGUCAACGACUAAAUUAUUUUUCUUUUGAAAAUUGUUGUUUAUACUAGUAUUAAAUUUUGCAUUGCUA
Messenger RNA from Mytilus trossulus (common blue mussel), 1113 nucleotides. RefSeq lists its product as uncharacterized. The transcript has 5 exons. The record is from RefSeq and is a predicted model, not a curated record. The coding region runs from base 142 to 1017 and encodes 291 amino acids. NCBI's taxonomy places the organism in Eukaryota, Metazoa, Mollusca, Bivalvia, Mytilida, Mytilidae.